Messenger RNA from Dermatophagoides pteronyssinus (European house dust mite), 1248 nucleotides. RefSeq names its product immunoglobulin binding protein Tap42 (gene Tap42). The record is from RefSeq and is a predicted model, not a curated record. Gene Ontology annotation, cellular component: cytosol. Gene Ontology annotation, biological process: regulation of dephosphorylation; regulation of signal transduction. Lineage: Eukaryota; Metazoa; Arthropoda; Arachnida; Sarcoptiformes; Pyroglyphidae. Gene Ontology annotation, molecular function: protein phosphatase 2A binding.
CAUUUUUUUUUCAUUUUAAGAAAAUCUUUCUUUGCGAUCAUAAUAAACAACAAAGACAAUCAUGUCAUCAUCAUCAUCAACGAUAAAUCGUGAUGAAGAGAAUAAAUUAGAAGAAACGCUUGGAUCAUUAUUUCAAAAAAUUCUUGAUAUUAAUGAUGAAUUGAAUCAUAGUUCAAUGUCAACAAAUGAUUCGAAAUAUCAGGAAAAAGUAGCCGAUGCUAUCGAACGUUUAGAAACAAUGACCAAAAACAUAAAUACAUUGGCAAUUUUUAGUGCCAAUGAAAAAAUGGAUGAAAUUCAAACCGAACAUCUAAAAUAUCUCCUAAUACCGGCUUUGUUGGCUGAUUUUACCCUGAAAAAUCAACAUCAAGAUCGUAUACAGAUAUUGGAAAUGGCACAGAUUUAUUUCAAAGAUUUUAUUCAACGUCUUAAUGAUUAUGAAUUUUGUGAUGUUAAACUGAAAAAUGCUACCGAAAACGAUGAUGAAGAAGAAAGUGAAACAAAAUCUUUGGCAAGUGAUAACACAAAUCAAGUAGAAUUAUUAUUACAACAAGCAAAAGCACGGGAUUCAAAAAUUCAACGAUAUCGUCAAAUGAAACAAUUAGAAUCAGAAUUAGAACAGCUUAAACAGAUAAUUAUUGGUCAACAACAACAACAAUCUGGUCAAGAUGAAGAUGUUGAAAGAAAAUUUUAUCUAAAAUUAAUUAAUCGUUGGCUUAAUCAGGCUAUCGAUGAAUUGGGUGCUAUUGAAACUGAAUUACCAAUGGUUAAAAUGCGUGCUGCAAUGUUGAAAAUGUCUACAACAAAUUCGAAUGAUAAAUUAACAAAAAGGCCAUCGCAAUCAUCAUCAAAACCUUUAAAACCGAUCAUUUUGACUAAAGAUCGAAUACAAAAACAAGUUUAUGGAGCGGGAUAUCCAUCGUUAGCAACCUAUUCGGUUGAUGAAUUUGUUCAACAAAAAAUCAAUGAAGGUAGUCUUCAAUUAACAGAUAAAAAUAUAUAUAGCAAUUCAUUAUAUGAUUGGGCAAAUGAUCCGGAAAAGAAAAAAUUAGAAGAACAAACCGAUGAAGAACGAAAAGAACGUUUAAUUGAAAAAGAUGAUGAACAAGAAUUAAUGAGGCUUCGUAAAUGGGAUGAUUGGAAAGAUGAUCAUAGGAGAGGUGAAGGAAACAGACAUAAUAUGGGAUAAUAAUCGAAGUGGAUUUUCUGAUUUUUGUUUUAAAAAUAAAAAAAAUUCUUUACAUAGUC